Molecule: messenger RNA, 572 nt
Organism: Ectocarpus sp. CCAP 1310/34
Lineage: Eukaryota; Phaeophyceae; Ectocarpales; Ectocarpaceae
Source: the annotation of a GenBank genome assembly
AUGUCGGACGACGACGGGCUGCGCGACAGCGACUCUGAGGAUGAACCCCAAGGGCAAAACGUAGAGGAAGAGGAAGAGGAGGAAGAGGAGGAGGACGAGGAGGACGAGGAGGAAGAGGACGAGGAGGAGGAGGAGGCCGAGCCUUCGUCCGAGGAAGAUUCUGAUGAUGGCGGUGGUCGGAGCAGGAGGGCAAGCAGCAGCAGCAGGGGCAAGAAGCGGGCCAGGGAGGCUCCGCCGGCGGCCAAGAAGAAGUCGCGGAGGGGGGACAUGUCACGGUUUUACGAUGAGAUGGCGGAGGUAGACGAUGACGCCGAGGAGGACUACGACGACAAGGACCGCGCUAACGCGAACGAGCUCACCGCCAUGGAGAGAGACAUGCACGAGCGGAUCGCGCGGCGGCAGGAGCAGAGCAAGGCCUUCAUGGAGCAGCCCCUGGAGGAACAGGCCAAGCAGACAAUGAGAAGGCUCGGCGUGCGUCUUCCGGAGUCCCGCAAUGACCUAGGAGGUCGCAUCGACGACGACGACGACGACGAUGACGACGACUUCCGGAUGGGACCGGGCGGCGGGGGGGG